Knipowitschia caucasica is the source of this 474-nucleotide messenger RNA. The record is from the annotation of a GenBank genome assembly. NCBI's taxonomy places the organism in Eukaryota, Metazoa, Chordata, Actinopteri, Gobiiformes, Gobiidae.
AUGCGAGACAAUAUUAUUAUACAUGGAUUACCCGAAGAACCAAAAGAAACUUACCAAACGACAGAAAACAUUGUGAAAUCCUUCCUCAAAUCCAACCUCAAGCUGGAGGAUAGCGCGAUUCGACAUAUCCAGUUUGCAAGAGCACACCGCCUAGGACCCCAGCGCGAGGGGGAAUCCCGAAGUCGUCCCAUCGUGGCCAAACUCCUGGACCCCAGGCAUAAAUCCAUGAUCAUGGGGAAUGCCAAACAGCUCAAAGGGUCGAAGCUUGCCCUAAGCAACCAGUUUCCCCCGGAGGUCAUGCGGAGGCGCAAGCUGCUCCAGCCGGCUUUCUUUGAGGCAAGAUCCGCGGGAAAGAAGGUCAGGCUAUCGAAGGAUAAACUCUACAUCGAAGGUACACUUUAUCGUAACUCUCAAAUAACUUAUUGGCUCACCGGUGGCAACAGCGCGCACGCUGCACCAACGCUCCAGAGCUGA